Molecule: messenger RNA, 2461 nt
Organism: Lutzomyia longipalpis
Lineage: Eukaryota; Metazoa; Arthropoda; Insecta; Diptera; Psychodidae
Product: protein lifeguard 1-like
Exons: 6
Coding region: 315-1304 (329 amino acids)
Cellular component (GO): membrane
Source: RefSeq, a predicted model, not a curated record
CCCGAAGAAAGAAGAAGAAGAAGAACUGUCAUCCGCGGAUUUUUCCUAAGCUCGCUGUGUUUGUUUUUUUGGUGUGAUAAAAAAGAGAAGAAUCUCAGGCAAUUUCGGAUUAUUUGUGCGAUAAGAGGUGAACUGGUAGACAGAUCAAUUUGCAGACCAAGAGAAAAGUUCUACAAAUUGCAAUUUUUUAUUUGUGCAACGAUUCGAAGACAUUUCUCGGGGCACCCUCCCCCAACAAUCGGUUCUGUUGACAAAGAAUUAAAAAGAAAAAUCAAAUCUAAAGAAAACAAGAAGUUGAAAGAGAAGAUUUCACAAUGUCCUGGCAAAAUGCACCACCUUAUUACCAAGAUCCAAAUCAGCAGUACUAUGGAGGACAACCUGGGUAUCCUCCCCAGUCUGGGUACCCACCACAGCCGGGAUUUAAUCCAGGGUACCCACCACCAUCGGGGUACCCACAACCGGGUUAUGCACAGCCUGGAUAUCCACCAGCAGGUGGAGGAUACCCCCCACAGCCGGGCUUUGCGAAUCCCAUGCCACCCGGGCAGGGAGCUCCCUAUGGGUAUGUUCCACCGCAAAACCCCGGAGGUGGUUAUGGGGCGACAGAGGACCCUGAAGAUCCCGAAGUGAAGGGUUUUGGCUUCACAGAUGAGUCAAUUCGCAAAGGAUUUAUUCGCAAAGUCUAUUCCAUCCUAAUGGCACAACUGUGCGUAAGUUUGGGCUUCAUUGCGCUGUUCCUGUACCACAAACCAACAGCAAAUUGGGUGCGUGGGCAUCCGGAAAUGUGGUGGAUCGCCCUUAUUUUGCUCUUUGUCACACUCAUUGCAAUGGCUUGCUGCACCAAUGUCCGCCGAAAGGCUCCGAUGAAUUUUAUCUUCUUGGGACUCUUCACACUCGCACAAUCCUUCAUGCUGGGCGUCAUGGCGAGCAAUUUCCGUUCGGAAGAGGUUCUCCUUGCUGUGGGAAUAACAGCCGCAGUCUGCUUGGGCUUGACGUUGUUCGCAUUCCAGACUCGCUGGGAUUUCACAGUGAUGGGCGGGGUGUUGUUUGUUGCAGUGAUAAUUCUCAUGAUUUUCGGUAUAAUUGCAAUCUUCAUUCCCGGCAAGACGAUGACACUGAUCUACGCAUCCCUCGGGGCGCUCAUCUUCAGUGUUUACCUCAUCUACGAUACACAACUCAUGAUGGGUGGGAAGCACAAGUAUUCCAUCAGUCCGGAAGAAUAUAUUUUUGCAGCUCUCAAUCUCUACUUGGACAUUGUCAAUAUUUUCAUGUACAUUCUCGCCAUUAUUGGUGCAUCGCGUGACUAAAUUUCCCUCCGCACGUGCUCAUCCCUUUUCUUUCUAGCAUAAAAGGAUUUUUUGUUAGUUUGUUUAUUGCGUCAGGAGGUGUUGCACCCUCUACAACACUCUGUUCACUUCUUCUGUUUAAUAGUAAUUUAAUUAUAAUUCUCUAUGUUUCCUCAUUCUCAGAGCUUUUUUUGCGUCAUCAUCAUUAUCAUUGAAAAAACGAUAAAAUAAAAUCACAUUGUGUCUCAGGAUGUUGGAAUAAUGCUUUUUUUUACAUUUUACAUCACUGCAAAAUGCGGCAAAAUGUUCGAAAAAAAUAGUAGAAGAAUGUUACUAGAGGAAACAACAAUAUAAUAAUUGCUAAUCGUCCAAACAAAGAGAUUGAUUAAUUGAAUUUCUUAAUUAUUAAAAACAAAAACUUCUCCGAGUUUAACGAAUUUUAUAAAAAAAAGAAACAUUAAAACCCUUUUCCUAACAUUCUCAGCGUUAUUUCUCAACAAAACAAUACAUAAACUCUCCACAAUGAAUUGAUGGAUGGUUUUGAAUUGAAAGGGAAAUGAAUAUAAAUUGAAGGUUUUCUUUUAAUCAACAGAAUGCAAUUUGAAGACAACAUGCACGAUAGAUUUUCAUAACAAAACAACUUGUAUAUAAUUUCAUUAUCAGAUUUAUCUUAUUCUGCUGUAGCCAAAGCUUUUUGCAAAUUUUCAUGGUGUUGAAUACUGGGUUAAAUAAAGAAAAAUCAUUUAAUAUUGUUGCAAAUUAUUAAAAAAAAAAAAGAAUUACAAAAAAAAUACAAAUUUAUUCAGCAUGAAUGCAAAACGAAUAAUAAAAAAAUCAGUAUAAUUAAUGUAAUUUGUAUACAUAUAAAUUGAAUGGGUACUCUGAGAACGUUUUAGAAGGGUAUAUAAGAGUAAUUUUAAGAAGACUAUAACUACCUAUUAUAUUACCUUUAUCUACAAUCCCUUUUUGAGAAAAAAAAGCCUAAAUAUUUGAUGUUGAUUGAAAAAGAAAGGAAAAUUUAAUAAAUCAAUAACUUACAAGUUGACAAGAAAGGAUGUUUUCUACGUACCAAUGAAGGGCUAGAGCAGAUUAUAUUCUUAUUAAUGUCUGUGUCUUGAAUUUAUUGUAUAACUACUGAUAAUAAAUUACAUAAAUAAAGAUAAAAUAUAAUAAAAUUC